CGGCGCUAGGACCCUGGCGGCCGGUUCGGCGGCGGGCGACGCCGGGAGCCGGCGGGGUGGAGCGGGGCGGGCGGGGGUCGCUGCUGCCGCUGCUGGAGCCUGAGCCCGAGCCCCGCGAUGCCGAGCAAGAAAAAGAAAUACAACGCGCGCUUCCCGCCGGCCCGGAUCAAGAAGAUCAUGCAGACAGAUGAGGAGAUUGGGAAGGUGGCCGCUGCCGUCCCUGUCAUAAUAUCCCGGGCGCUGGAGCUCUUCCUGGAGUCGCUCCUCAGGAAGGCCUGUCAGGUGACACAAUCCAGAAAUGCCAAGACCAUGACCACCUCUCACCUGAAGCAGUGCAUAGAGCUGGAGCAGCAGUUCGACUUCCUCAAGGAUCUGGUAGCCUCGGUGCCUGACAUGCAGGGAGAUGUGGAGGAUAACCACGCUGAGGGCGAGAAGGUCUCCAGGAGGGGCCGGAAGCCGGGCAGUGGGCGGAAGAACGGCGGCACUGGCAGCAAAGGAAAGGACCCGAAGCAGUCAGGCACGGACUCCGAGCAGGAGGAGGAUUCUGAGGACAGCGAGAGCGAUGGGGAGGAGGAGACGUCCCAGUCCACGCCCCCCAGCCGCCCCACCACCCACUUUCCCAGCUCUCCGGCGCCAUAUUUGCACUUCACCUGCCCCCCACAGUCCACCAUGGCCAUGCCUGUCUCCGUUCCCCCGGCCCUGCCUGCCAUGAUGCCCUCUGCGCCAGCACCCCCUGCCCCAGCACAGGAUGAGGAGGAGGAAGAUUAUGACUCGUAGCCCCGUUUCCUUUUAGUUUGUUUUAGUUGCUGCAUUCGGGGGGGAGGGGGUGGUUCUUAAAUUUAUUAAAAAAAAGAGAAAAGCAUUUUA
Molecule: messenger RNA, 867 nt
Organism: Caretta caretta (loggerhead turtle)
Lineage: Eukaryota; Metazoa; Chordata; Testudines; Cheloniidae
Gene: DRAP1
Product: DR1 associated protein 1
Biological process (GO): transcription by RNA polymerase II
Cellular component (GO): negative cofactor 2 complex; nucleus
Molecular function (GO): core promoter sequence-specific DNA binding; protein heterodimerization activity; RNA polymerase II general transcription initiation factor activity
Source: RefSeq, a predicted model, not a curated record